CUAAAAUGAGAUCAUUUCAACUUCAGCAAGAGAGAGGAACAAGCUGCUGCAAAGUGUUUAGAGUAUCAGUACUUCCAUGGAGGAGAGUGCAGAGAGGCUAAAGCCUACAGCAGGUCCUCACUUGGUGGGCAGGAAGGAGGAUCUGAUAAAAGCCAAACGGUCUUUCAGGACCCUUGAGGGCAGGGAUGUGCUUGUGAUCCAUCACCAAGGAACCUUCUAUGCUAUGGACUUCCACUGUUACCAUGCCGGGGGACCAUUGCAAAAUGGAGACAUAGAGGAGUUUGACGGCAAACUGUGCAUAGUGUGUCCGAAGCACAAGUACAAGAUCUCCCUGGCCGACGGGGAAGGCAUCUACAGUGCCAAGAAGCCCCAGGCCCCUGAGGCCGCGCCCACGUGGCACUCCAAGGGCAUCAAGCAGCGAAUCCACACAGUGACAGAGAUCAAUGGGGACGUCUACGUCACACUUUCAUGUGUUCCCCGUUUUAUUGACUCUGACUACUUCCAAGGAGAGAAGGGCAGAAUUGAGAGGGAGAGGUUUGAGGCCGAAGAUGCCAAAAAGAAUUCGAAGGCCAGAACAUCCUGAUGGCGUGACGGGCUACACGGCUUUCUGCUCGCCUUCAUUUGCUCUGACGUGAAGGGAAGGAGAAGGAGGAAAAGAAACGGGGAGAGGAUGUCGUUCUAUUAAAAUACAGUUGGGGUUUUUCUCAAGUUAGCUGGUAUUCAAAGGGCAGUUAAGUAAUUAUGUCAUCCCUGAUGUUUGGACAUUUUAUUCCUAGUCUUGAGCGGCCAAUCAGAUCUCUCACAUGAAAAUGCUAAAGGCAGUACGUGACUUUACUUAGUCUAAACACUGCCAAUUAGAUGUGAGCGUAUUAUAUUUGUGUGGUAAUGGUUUCAUUUAAUAAAUUCCAUGAAAAGUC
This is a messenger RNA of Esox lucius (northern pike), 917 nucleotides long. RefSeq names its product Rieske (Fe-S) domain containing (gene rfesd). Gene Ontology annotation, molecular function: 2 iron, 2 sulfur cluster binding. The transcript is spliced from 4 exons. Bases 77 to 583 code for a protein of 168 amino acids. Lineage: Eukaryota; Metazoa; Chordata; Actinopteri; Esociformes; Esocidae. The record is from RefSeq and is a predicted model, not a curated record.